Mollisia scopiformis is the source of this 423-nucleotide messenger RNA. RefSeq lists its product as uncharacterized. NCBI's taxonomy places the organism in Eukaryota, Fungi, Ascomycota, Leotiomycetes, Helotiales, Mollisiaceae. The transcript has a single exon. Bases 125 to 337 code for a protein of 70 amino acids. The record is from RefSeq and is a predicted model, not a curated record.
UGUGAUUAUGAGACUUAUAGAGUGAGCUCAGUCCCAUGGCCCAAUUCUAGCACCUGUAUUUUGAGCUUUUGACACGUGCUUUGUCUGUCUUUCGCCGAGUGAUCAUGAAGUUGAAAAGUUAACUAUGAAGAGGGUGAUUUUCCUUAAUUCACUUAUUAUUCUCUUUUCUGCGCUUUUAACAUAUGCAUUGUCUGUCUUCUAUUGUGUGGGUUUGAGGCUGAAAAGUGAGGUGCGAGGAUGGGAUGUUAUCAUGGUUAUUUGCACUUGUCUUAUGUUUUGGGCUUUUCAUGCGUGUAUUGUUCAUCUUUUGUUUGGUGAUUAUGGGUUUCGGGAGUGAGGUGGAGGAGAGGGAUAUUCCAAAUAGUCUACUCAUUUUACGUUCUUAUCUUAUGUUCUGCAAUGUUCCAUUUUCAUUGGUGUUUC